AUGCGUGCAAUCAAGCAAAUGAAACUUGUGACAACACUUACUAAGAAUAUCAGGAUCAUCUACAGUGCCAUGUGUGUCUCGAUUAUCGCUGGAGGCACUUUCUUCUUCGUCUGUCUCUUCCAGUGCUACCCAAUCUCGUACAUGUGGGACCGCACUUCGCAAGAAGGGAAGUGCGUCGACAACACAGUCAUCACCGCUCUCGGCUACGUCUACAGUAUCUUCAGUAUCAUCACCGACUUCACCUUCGCUAUCAUCCCAGGCUUCUUGGUAUGGCACUUGCAGUUGAAGAGGAGGACCAAGGUUGCUUUGAUCCCGUUGAUCACCAUGGGUUGCAUCGCAAGUGCUGCGGUCAUCGCGCGCAUGCCCUUCGUUCAUUACUUCAACUCUCCUGACUUCCUCUGUACGUUCUCCUACCGCUACUUGUGGUACUGGGCACUAACGCUGUCAGGGUCCACACUUGACAUCGCUAUCUGGUCAUCGGUCGAACAAGGUCUCGCUAUCACAGCCGGUAGCCUUGCAACACUCCGCCCAUUAUUCUUCAUCGCCAUGCACAAGCUUGGUCUCUCCACCCGACCAACGGGAGCCUACCGUCCGUCCGCAUACGGCAUGUCCGCCCCUCUACCCGGAAACGCCGCUGGAAACUCCAAAGCCGACAAGCUCCGUCCCGACAUGUACAAACUCUCCGCCACUGUACAGACUCGCACUUCCGACGAUGAACCUAUUCCGAAUUCGAAUAAAUGGUAUGGCGGGAAGGCACCACCGAACUCGAAGAAAAGUACGCGCGUGGACAACUCUGACAACGAUAGUCAAAGGAGUCUAAGAAUCAAAAGCGCUCGGAGCAGUGCGGAGGAAGUCGACUACCAGAACGGCAUCAUGGUCUCCAAGUCUUUUUACAUCACGGAUGAAGAGCGGGGAUCGGUUUUGUCUGCGCCUUACAGAUGA
This is a messenger RNA of Alternaria ventricosa, 942 nucleotides long. RefSeq lists its product as uncharacterized. The transcript is spliced from 2 exons. The record is from RefSeq and is a predicted model, not a curated record. NCBI's taxonomy places the organism in Eukaryota, Fungi, Ascomycota, Dothideomycetes, Pleosporales, Pleosporaceae. Bases 1 to 942 code for a protein of 313 amino acids.